AAGGGGCAAACUUGCACCCACCUUCAGAAAAAGGAGGAGAGAGAGACAGUCUUAAACAGGACAGCAGCACCAACCCGAUCUCAGAGAAAGAGAAAGAGAGAGAGAGAGAGAGAGAGAGAGAGAGAGAAUCUCAGUUGUGGAACUGAAACUAAUAAACCCAUAGAGACUGAUUCAGACUGAUUCGGGCAGAUUCAGACUCAGAGCUGCUGUUCAGUGGAUUCAGUGGAGAAAAGUUGAGUACAUUAAAGAGGAAAGUGUGUAAAGUGGAGAAGAGCAGGCAGCAGGAGAAAAGAAGGAGUCUGGAUGGAUGACCUCUGCACCCUCAGCGGCCUGGACCCUCUCUGGGACUGGAACCUGACCUGGUUCACUCCUAACCCGGACCUGACCCAGUGCUUCCAGCACACAGUGCUGGUGUGGUUUCCCUGCGUCUACCUCUGGCUUUGUGCACCCUUCUACUUCCUCUACCUCAGAUUCCACCACCAUGGACGCAUUUCCAUCUCCAGCCUCUGCUGCGCCAAGACGGCUCUGGGUUUGUGUCUGGCCUCUUUUGGCCUGUUGGAGAUGAUUUAUCUGCUGGUGAAGAGAAGCAGAGACAUUGAGCAUCAAAUGGUGUUCCUCCUCAGCCCCAUCAUCCGCAGCCUCACCAUGUUGUUAGCAGUUUUUGUGAUCCACCUGGAGAGGAUGAAGGGCUGCCGUUCUUCACUGUUCCUCUUCCUUUUCUGGACGCUGGCUGUGGUGUGCUCCCUGGUUCCUCUCAGAGCCAACAUCCAGGCUGUCGUAGAGGAGGGCUUUUCGGAGGACUCUCUGCGGUCUGUGGCGUUUUUCGCCUGCUUCUCACUCCAGCUGGCUCAGCUCAUACUGAGCUGCUUUGCUGACCAGCGUCCAGGCGCUCUGAAGCCGGUCUGUGUGAAGAACCCAUGUCCAGUUGAAGACGCUUCGUUCUUGUCUAAGAUCCUCUUCUGGUGGUUCAGCGGGCUGGUGGUGAAGGGCUACCGGUCACCUCUGACAGCUGAAGACUUGUGGUCACUGAGGGAAAAGGACACGUCAAAGAAGAUUAUCAGUGAUCUGGAGAGAGAGUGGAGCAUGCAGUGCGCCAAACUGCAACAGAAGGAGAGAUGUGAGAAUGUGAAAGCUCUGGGCUGCAGGAUCACAGAACAGACUCAGCUGCUUCAGAAACUGCGACAGGAACAGAGUUCUGGUUUCCUACUGCUCCGCACUCUGGCCAGAACCUUCGGGACUUACUUCCUGUCUGGGACGCUCUGCCUUAUCAUCCAUGACGCCUUCAUGUUCUCCAUCCCGCAGGUGCUGAGUCUGCUGCUGGGCUUCGUGAGAGACGAAGACGCCCCCUUGUGGAAAGGUUACCUGUUCGCUUUCACCAUGUUCCUGCUGUCCUGCCUGCAGUCCCUCUUCAACCAUCAGUACAUGUAUGCCUGCUUCACCGUGGGCAUGAGGGUCAAGACUGCUGUCAUGGGCCUCGUCUACAGGAAGUCUCUGGUGAUCAGCAGUGCCGCUCGCAGGACGUGUACGGUGGGUGAGAUAGUGAACCUGGUGUCUGCCGACACACAGAAGCUCAUGGACUUUGUUGUCUACUUCAACGCUGUCUGGCUGGCGCCUAUUGAAAUUGGCCUGUGCCUCUUCUUCCUUUGGCAGCACCUGGGUCCAUCUGCUUUGGCCGGAAUCGCCACGGUCAUCUUCAUCUUCCCUCUAAACGGCCUCAUCGCCAAGAUGCGGAGUAAACUUCAGGAGGUCCAGAUGAAGUACAUGGAUGGACGUAUAAAGCUGAUGAAUGAGAUCCUGAGUGGGAUAAAGAUCCUGAAGUUCUAUGCCUGGGAGAAGGCCUUCAAGGAGAGGGUUCUGGGAUACAGGGAAAAUGAGCUGAAGGCCCUGAAAAAGUCUCAGAUCCUUUAUUCAGUGUCCAUUGCCUCCUUCAACUCCUCUACUUUCCUGAUCGCAUUUGCCAUGUUUGGAGUGUACGUGCUUAUCGAUGAGAAGAACAUUCUGGAUGCCCAGAAGGUUUUCGUGUCCAUGGCACUCAUCAACAUCCUGAAGACUCCGCUGAGUCAACUCCCGUUUGCAAUGAGCACCACCAUGCAGGCCGUCGUCUCACUGAAGCGUCUUGGAAAGUUCCUCUGUCAGGAUGAGUUGAAGCCGGACAGUGUGGUCAGAGCUCCCUACAGUGCUGAUGGUGACAGUGUGGUGAUAGAGAAUGGCACUUUCAGCUGGUCCAGAGACGGACCACCAUGCUUAAGGAGAAUAAGUGUGAAAGUGCCUCACGGGUCAUUGGUGGCAGUGGUGGGUCAUGUGGGCAGCGGCAAAUCCUCCCUGCUCUCUGCCAUGCUGGGAGAGAUGGAGAAGAAGAGCGGAAACAUCACAGUGAAGGGCUCGGUGGCCUACGUGCCCCAGCAGGCCUGGAUCCAGAAUGCCACGAUGCGUGAGAACGUCGUGUUCGGGCAGGAGAAGAAGGAGAGCUGGUAUCAGAGUGUGCUGGAGGCGUGUGCUCUCCUACCAGACCUGGAGAUCCUGCCUGCCCGGGAUGCGACUGAGAUCGGAGAGAAAGGGCUGAACCUGUCAGGUGGGCAGAAACAGAGGGUGAGCUUAGCUCGAGCCGUCUACAGGAAGGCCGAUACAUACCUGCUGGAUGACCCGCUAUCUGCGGUGGACGCUCACGUGGGUCAGCACAUCUUCGACAGAGUCAUCGGCCCUAAAGGAAUUCUCAAAAAUAAGACGCGUGUGCUGGUGACCCAUGGGCUGAGCUUCCUGCCGCAGGCCGACCUGAUCCUCGUGAUGGCGGACGGGGAGAUCACCGAAUCGGGCUCAUACACAGAGCUGCUCAACAGGAGGAGCACCUUCUCCGACUUUGUUAAAACCUUCGCUGGAAACGAACACAAAGAGAGCUCCACCCACAGAGGCGCCAGAAAGUCAGUCUCUCGGCUCAGUGUGACAGACUUCUCCAUCGACCUCUCUCAGGAGCAGCUCAUCAGUGCAGACAUGGGCAACGCCAGCAUCCAGACCAUGAAGCCUUUAUCGGACUCUGAGCAGGAGCAGGACCUGGAGGAAGUGGGCAAACUGACCGAGGCUGACAAAGCCCACACCGGCAGGGUGAAGCUAGUGAUGUAUGUGGAGUAUUUCCGGACCAUCGGCCUGGCCCUCAUCAUCCCCAUCGUCUUCCUCUACGCCUUCCAGCAGGCCGCCUCUCUGGGCUAUAACUACUGGCUCCGGCUGUGGGCCGAUGACCCCGUCAUUAACGGCACUCAGGCCCAUGUAGACGUGAAACUGGCUGUGUUUGGAGCUCUCGGUUUCGCUCAGGGCAUUGCCAUUUUUGGCACCACCGUGGCCAUCUCACUGGGGGGCAUCAUUGCAUCUCGCCACCUCCACUUGGAUCUCCUCAACAACGUGCUGCACUCCCCCAUGUCCUUCUUCGAGAGCACGCCGAGUGGGAACCUGCUGAACCGCUUCUCUAAAGAGAUCGACGCCAUCGACUGCAUGAUCCCCGACGGCUUUAAGAUGAUGCUGGGAUACGUGUUUAAGCUGCUGGAGGUCUGCAUCAUCGUUCUGAUGGCCACGCCUUUCGCAGGACUGGUCAUUCUGCCGCUGAUGCUGUUCUACACCUUCAUCCAGAGUUUCUACGUGGCUACAUCCUGUCAGCUCCGCCGUCUGGAGUCAGUGAGCCGCUCUCCCAUCUACACACACUUCAACGAGACGGUGCAGGGAGCCAGCGUGAUCCGGGCGUUUGGAGAGCAGCCCAGGUUCAUCCUGCAGGCCAACAGCAGAGUGGACCACAACCAAACCUCCUACUUCCCCAGAUUUGUGGCCACCAGGUGGCUGGCGGUGAACCUGGAGUUUCUGGGUAAUCUGUUGGUUCUUGCUGCUGCGAUCCUGUCGGUGAUGGGCAGAGCGACUCUGAGUCCAGGAAUCGUCGGACUGGCCAUGUCACAUUCCCUCCAAGUAACAGGAAUCCUAAGUUGGAUUGUUCGUGCCUGGACGGACGUGGAGAACAACAUAGUUUCGGUGGAGAGGGUGAAAGAAUAUGCAGACACACCCAAAGAGGCUCCCUGGACGUUAGAGAACAGAUCCCUCCCCUCAGCAUGGCCACAAACUGGCACCAUAGAGUUCCAGGAGUACGGAUUGCAAUACAGAAAGGGUUUGGACUGGGCGCUGAAGGAGAUCACACUCAGUGUCCGAGAGAGAGAGAAGGUUGGGAUCGUGGGGAGAACAGGUGCAGGCAAAUCUUCUCUCGCUCUGGGGAUCUUCCGCAUCCUGGAGGCAGCAAAGGGGCAGAUUUACAUCGACAGGGUUGAUAUUGCUGAGAUCGGCCUGCAGGACCUGAGGUCCCGAAUCACCAUCAUCCCACAGGACCCAGUGCUGUUCUCUGGUUCUCUGCGGAUGAACCUGGAUCCCUUCGAUGGUUACUCUGAUGAGGAAGUGUGGAGAGCUCUGGAACUCGCACAUCUCAAAAACUUCGUGUCUGGCCUGCCGGACAAGCUAAACCAUGAGUGUUCUGAGGGAGGAGAGAAUCUCAGUCUGGGGCAGAGGCAGCUGGUGUGUUUGGCUCGAGCUUUACUCCGCAAGACCAAGAUUCUGGUUCUGGACGAAGCCACAGCAGCUGUGGACCUGGAGACGGACAACCUGAUCCAGUCCACCAUCCGCACGCAGUUUGAGGACUGCACGGUUCUGACCAUCGCCCACCGCCUCAACACCAUCAUGGACUACACCAGGGUGAUCGUCAUGGACAGAGGUAACGUCACUGAGAUGGACUCUCCGGCCAACCUCAUCGCCGGGAGAGGUCAGUUUUACUGGAUGUGUCGAGAGGCCGGACUGGUUUGAAAGCUCUUCAGAGGAGUUCAGAGGAGUUUCCUGUCUGCCAAGUCUGACAAACACGAUACCAACAAACUUCACAUGAUGGUAAAGCUUCAUCUCUGGAGCGCAGCAGGGCACCGAAAUGACCUUCCAGGAUUGACCGUGCUGCUCAUCAUAGUUGUUCUGCUAGAAAUGAUGUUUCAAAAUAAAAGACUAUCCAGAACAUCCUGCUUUACAAAUGUCCAGCUCAGAGGUGCUAAAACAAUUGAUCUGCAUUACGAAGUGAAUGUGAAGAACAAAGGGAACAUUUCUGUAACGUUCCAGUGUUAAUAAGCGUUGGAGACGUAAGGCAGACAGACGUCUGCACUGCGCACCAUUUUCAACACUAAGAGGACUGUUAACGUUAACGCUGCAUCUGUUUUGUUAGCAUUUCACCAUAUAUUUGGUAGCAAAGAGCAAUAAAACAGCCGAACUACACAAAUAAUCUGCCAUCAAACCAGCAUUUCGCCUGUGAGAAGAGUGAGAGAAGUUAUGAGAGUUUAAUUUUAUAUUAAUUUAUAAAAUUAAGAUAUGCUUUUAAAUAGAACAUAAAAUCUUUGUAGAUGGUUUUUUUUUUCCUUGUCAUUUUGAAGCUGAUAUGAAUUCCUCGGUCCGGAACUGCUGGAACAGGGCCACAGCGGAACACCUAUUGAAGUAUUAAGUGAAUAUUUGUGUUAUUUUUGUACUGAUGUCGAAGUGCUCAACACUAAGCGGGCAGCUGCAGUCUUUCCUGAUUGAGGCUGUACAUUUUUAAAUUAAUAUUUAUACUGUACUGUAUCGUACUUGUGUUUUUCUAUAUUGUACCUUUGAAG
Pygocentrus nattereri (red-bellied piranha) is the source of this 5648-nucleotide messenger RNA. Its product is annotated as multidrug resistance-associated protein 1-like. Gene Ontology annotation, cellular component: membrane. Gene Ontology annotation, molecular function: ATP binding; ATP hydrolysis activity; ABC-type transporter activity. The record is from RefSeq and is a predicted model, not a curated record. Gene Ontology annotation, biological process: transmembrane transport. Bases 304 to 4824 code for a protein of 1506 amino acids. Lineage: Eukaryota; Metazoa; Chordata; Actinopteri; Characiformes; Serrasalmidae. The transcript is spliced from 31 exons.